Messenger RNA from Sphenostylis stenocarpa, 240 nucleotides. The record is from the annotation of a GenBank genome assembly. Lineage: Eukaryota; Viridiplantae; Streptophyta; Magnoliopsida; Fabales; Fabaceae.
AUGGCGGAAUUUCCUUGUCUCAAGACACCAUUUAUCGAAGCCAAUGCUCCUUCAAUGAACAAUUGGAAACCAAAAUGGCAUUCAAAAGUUCUAACCUCAGAAGGUUUACAGCAAGGCAGUGUUGGCCGAACUACUUCAAACCGACCAGGCGAAUCACCUCGCAAAUCAUUAGAAAAAGCAGGCAAAUAUGGACAUUCACAAAAUUUGAUACACAAGCCUCAAAUUAGAAAGUAUAGUUAA